AUCGCCCGUCUUGGAUGUCUCACGGUAUCCGAUAUCCGGACAUCCCUCGACUGGCUAUCCGUGAAUCCUAACGAUGCUAUGACAUUCUAUGUCCUCACCGCCAUUCUGGCUGCCUUUGAUUUGGUGGACCCCUCUUCUGUCGGUGGCAAGAAUCGCCAACGGCUGGCUACAGACAACACAAUGAUAACAUACAUGAAGCAGAAGCUCUCCCGCACUACCGAAUGGAAGGAUACUGGGUUGAAAGCAACCGUGUUGCUGAAGUGGACUCUCCUCUUGACAGAGACCCGUCACCGAGACCCCUCUCUGGAGGCCAGGGAGGGUUUCAAAACAUCAGAGCUUGAGACUCAGAUUUGGAACGCCGUCCAGGGUGAUGCAUUUACGUACCUCACCACAGCGCUUAUCCAGCUGCAGCAGAGGUCCAGAACCUCCCCAGCCACGUCGUUCGCAGCCUUCAUUGAGCUUACCCCUGAGCAGGAGCAACUAAGAGAACCACCUCAUGAAGACUUUAAGCUCGCCGUUCUGAAUGCUUGCGAUGCUCUCGUGCGCUCGGUUAUCACCUAUGCAUCCUCAGAGCUACGCAAGAUCAAGCAGCGUCAGGAGGACAUCGUUCUCGCCAGCGCACGUCUCUUCCGAUCGUUGACGCAUUCUGGGCCAGACUCAGACCCUCAAACAAAUCCUCGCAACGAUAUCGCCAUGUUGUACUUCAUUGGUCUCCUAUACUCCAUUCUUCCUCCCGAACGAGCUCUGCAGUUCUGGGGGGCUACGCCACUCACCGAAACCCAUCGUCUCACCUAUCUGGAGCUCACGGAGACCAAUGCAGGCAGACUUCCUUCCUUCCUUCAAUGGGCAGUCUGGUCCACGCAAACUCGUGAUGUUAUCAUGUCCACUGCGUUAUACGAUAUGUUGUCUGGUUUGGCAAAAGGCCAACAAUGCAGCGAGCUCGCAUAUAACUUCCUUGCUAGAGGUGGUGUAGAAGUCGUACCGGGGAGCAGCCUAGCUGGAAGCUCAUCGCACUACAGCGCUGGUUCGGCUGUGUCCUGGUUGAUCAUAUUCGCUCUGCUAGAAUCCUGGGCAGCUUCACCCAGUAGCCCCAAGCCCCAUCCACCUCCGCAACAGAACUUGGGAGGAUCGUUCAGUGGCUUCCGGUCAUCACAUUUCGCCGAGUCUCAAGCUGCCUCCCAACAGCAGCAGCAGAAACAGGUUGCAAUAGGACCCAACGAUGUUUUACUCGCCCAAGCGUUCCUCCGCCUUCUAUCUACGGUAGUAUCGUGCUCAGUUGCUGUCCGCCUCGCGAUCUCCGGAAACUCGCACUUCAGGGCUAUUCCAACGCUGGUCUCGCUGAUACCUCUUGGGAUACCCUUGGAGCUGAAGGGAGCCAUCUUUGACGCCCUCGCAGCAUUUUGUGAACCCGGGGCGGGCGUUGCUGGAGUGGAGAUAUGCAGAUCAGUAUGGACAUUGAUGGAGCGGUUAGAAGUCAUAAACGUCCGUGCAAGUUCUUCCCGUGUCGGGGGAGUAUUGCAUCCCGUCAAGGGCGUCGAGGUGGAGCUGGACGAGGUUGAAUCAAUUCAUAAACUCUAUCCCGCUACGAUCCCCUUCCUCAAACUCCUCAGCACCCUCAUUCACACUCCCAAACGCCUUUCCUUGAAGGACCUCGUAACGGAUUCGGAGCCGCUGAACACCAUUCCUGAUGCCCUUGGUCAACCAUAUCGUCUUCCUGGGAUUGCACCUUAUAUAUCCUUCGUUAUCGACAAUGUUUUCGCUAAUAUCCCGCGGAGAGAGUAUAGGCGACCUUCAGACAGGUGGCAGAUGAAUGACUUGUGUUUGUCCUUCGUCGAGCGAGUCCUCGCGAGCUACGAUCUCGAGCUAUUGGUCUCAUCGGGUGAAGAUGUCGUCUUGAAGCGGGAGGCCAUCGUUCCCCUCCUCGUCCACCCUGGGUAUGAUGUCAUGCAGCGUCUCUUGACGACCUCGCUAUUACAAACCAGCAUCUUGACGUACAUUGUGGAUGGCAUAGAAGGUUUCGAGAAAGGUUUCGCAGAUGAAGAACCGCAUUUCAAGAAUACGAUCGUGCGUGUUUUGCGAAUCGUCCACCGCGUUCUGGACAUCCAGGAUAUCUUCCUUGAUGUGCUCGUACCGCUCCUCACAGAGUUUGAUAGCUCGCAGUUUGUCGGCGUCGCUCAUGCUCGGUCGUAUUACACGCGUUUCGAUCAAGCGCUGUCGUAUGGCACGCAGCAUAUUCCUGCGAUUGCUACGUAUGUCGUGUACCCUUCAUACCCUGAGCUCGUCCUUCUCGCCGUCAAGAUCGUCACGCAUUAUCAUCGUCGGUCAGCAAACCUGACCACCCUCAUCGAGCGCAGCAACGACUCGGAUCGCAUCCUCAGCGGUUUCAGGCAGCUACUCAGUGUCGAGUCAUUCGAUGAUGUAGAUGUUAGCGAGACGCAGGCUGAACAGAGAAGCGCAAGAACCACUCGAUCAGGCGAUACGGCUUGCCAUCCUCGAAUUGCUCAUCCAGAACUCACGUCCAAACCGACCAUUCCCACUAUCGGCCAUUUCCUGUUAUUCGGUGGCCCAGAAAACGAGCAUCAAAUCCAAGAUCCACACGCAAUGGGUGCACGCAAAACGUGCGCCCAUGUCGUCAUUGACCUUGUCAACGCCGGCGUCCCAAGAGUGCACGCAAAAGGCAAAGAACGCGAACGCGAACGCAGGCUUGCGCGCCAAGUCGAUCCAUUGUUCAUUUCUAUCCCUGCUCUGGCAGAGCGCUGCUACCAGGUGAUCCACCAGCUCUGUGUACACCCACGGACAUCGGAGUCCACUAUGCGAUAUCUACGCACGCGAGAAGACUUCUUCGCGCGCCACCUCGCAGCCAUACCUUCCAAAGCCCCAGAAACGCACGAGGAGCCUGUCAUCGAGGUACUAUAUCAUGACGGUUCUCGUGUUAUCACCAGCGUAUCAACUCUACGAUCGUUCAUGGGCGUACGCUCUCGCGUCCUUGACCUAGUAUCCCUUGAUCUCCACGUCCUGACCCGCAAAGGCCACCACAAGGGCAUUCUGGAGGUUUUGCAAAUCAUAUUCGGCUCAGAAGCGAUGCCUGGUGAAGAUACGCUUGAUUGGGAUGUGGAUGCAUUGCAACCGUUCCAGGAGAUGGGCCAGUCUCAUCUUAGGAUCAUCGAGUCUGUCCAGUCCCUUAGCUUUGACUGGUCAGACAGCUUAGCCGUCCAUCCUGUCGAUCUGGAGCUUCUCGGUCAGCUCAACCUCCAGUCCUGCAUCCGUGUGGAUAGCACCGGGUGCGAAGUCGUUGAUAGAUCUGCGCUGUUGUCCCUGUUGACGCUCGCGCGACGUUCCCUUCACGCUCAAGGCCGAAUCACCAAUAGCGCGCACGCUGACAAACUGAACGCUGAAACCUCGUACGUCUUGGAGAGCUGUGCGAUCGAAAACAAUCGCCGUGAGGUUGCUUUUGCUGUCGCUACCGGAUACGAAGCAUGGUGGAGGCUAUUAGACAUCACCCUUACCAAGUGCUUCCAGCGUCUGCCGCACGACAGACGUGAAAACAUGCUCUUUGACUUGCUACACGUUCUACCUACUGCUAUCCGUUCCUCUGAUAUCCAGGAGCCUACUGCGAUUCUCCUUUCGGAAGCCGUGCUGUCUUGCAUCACGAAGCUGCGUGAAGAUCGACGUCAUCAAGUUAUGCUUCAGUCUGCUGGCGGGGACACUGACGCGGGCUCUUUGCCUGCGGAGAGGACUCUGGUUCGCGGCAACCUAUACGCUUCUUUGAUCAAUUACUUCCACCUCAUCGGAGGGAGUGAUCAGAGGCCUUCGGGAGAGGCGUCAAUGGAGACAUUUGGGAAGCACUCGUUAUCGAUGUCGAUGUCGAUGUCGAUGUCUCUCUCUGCAAUCUCCUCACGCGAUGAUUUGUCCCUGAAUGAAUCUCGAUCCAUCCGUGGGACGCCAACGCCUGCAACAAAUGUCUCGGCGCUAGAGCUGGGUACGCUGGCCGCGUUGAAAAGCGUGCUCGAGAGACUGGUCACGAUCGUAUCCCGGGACGCUAUCGAUGGUACUGAAGUUUGGAAGACCGUCGCUUUCAUGCUGCUAGACUCCCUCUCGCAGCUAUGCCGCUCGGACAAGUCCCGCAUGCUCCUUACAUCUUUGGUUCGCUAUGGGAUUUUGUCGAACUUCGUUCAGGGACUCAAGGAAGCGGAGUCGCAAAUGCAGCUUUAUCUGGACAAAACUGAAGGGAAUGAUGCAGAUGAUCUGAAUCCUCUGUACGUUUACGAGGCGAAGAUGUCCUUCUUGAUACGGAUGGCACAAACGAGGCCGGGGGCGGAACGGUUGCUUGAAGCUCGAAUUUUCCCGAUCCUGAGUCAGUGCGAGUUCUUGGACACGAGACCAGAAGCAGAUCAGUCGUUUAUGGCUAUUCAGCGAUACCACCAGAUUUUCAUGCCGGCGCUUCAGCUUGUUGCUGGGAUGCUGACGACGUUGGGAGCUCAGCAUGCUACAGCGAGUAGUCAGGCGCUCGACUUUUUAUCCAGCCAUCGAGAGACGAUCAUCAUCCUCCUAAAAAACGAUUCUGAAGAGAUUGGGUUGUCGAUCGUUCAAGAAAUCCACCUCGUGAUGUCGACAAAUUCUGGGUUUGGUGGUAUUCACAGUGCUGUGUUGGGCCUUGCAGCGAGGUGCCUUGGAAAUAGAAGCUGGAAUCAAGCGGUGAAACCUCAGACGGACACUGAAGUUUCGCAAGCUAGCGUCUUUGCACCCGGGCACGGAUCGACUACUCAAUUUGACCUGAGUUUGAGGCGCCAAGAACGGUUGCUCCUCAAGGCGAUCGUGGAGUAUCUGGGAACUGCUAGUGAAUUCACUGAACCUGAGAUCACGCUGGUGCUUUCUCCUGUGGUCACGGUCCCUCGACAUGACGAGCGGUCGUCUCGUUUCGUAGCCACCAUACCAACAGUCGGCGAUGCCAUCGAGACGCUGAAUGGACUGUGCGACGAUCUUUCAGAGACGUUGAAACAAAUAGCUGACUUGUCUGCUGAAUUGUCCUCGAGAGAUCAUAUUCGAGUCGACAAUAUCCAAGAGAUCGUCAGCGUAUCUGAUCCCGCUUUCCUGCAAGAUCUAGAUAUUACGCAGAAGAGAUCGUUGAUAUUCAGAGAGUAUGAGCGGCUCAGGAACGAGGCUCAGGAUGAGGUCAAAAACAUGCUCGGCACUACUGAGAUGGUGCUAUUGUUGCUGUGGCGCCAUCUGGUGAACUAUGUCGAGCGUGACAUGUCGAGCAGCGCUACCUCAGCGCCAGCCAUGAAUAUGAAGAGCACUCUCAGGCUUCUUCCACCUCCAGAUUCUGAUUCGUUCAAGGCGAACGCGGGCAAAAGAUUAGUUGGUGCGCUGGCGAGGUUAUCAACACUGGAUUUGACGGUGGAUACGCUGGGAACUGAGUGGCAAUCAUACCAGGGAUAUAUUGAGAUUAUGUCGCGGAGGUUGAGGGACACGGUUGGGUUGCAUGAGGCUCUGGAGUAG
Suillus paluster is the source of this 5499-nucleotide messenger RNA. RefSeq names its product nucleoporin Nup186/Nup192/Nup205. The record is from RefSeq and is a predicted model, not a curated record. The annotation marks the transcript as partial. The transcript is spliced from 12 exons. Lineage: Eukaryota; Fungi; Basidiomycota; Agaricomycetes; Boletales; Suillaceae. Gene Ontology annotation, cellular component: nuclear pore inner ring; nuclear pore. Gene Ontology annotation, molecular function: structural constituent of nuclear pore. Gene Ontology annotation, biological process: nuclear pore organization.